GGGGCGCGGGUUCUGUGAGGUGAGCCGGGGCCUGGGCGGCGGCGGCGGCGGCGGGGCCACAGCAGGACCUGGCGCGGCGUCCGCGGCCUCCGGGGCGGGGGCUGUGGUCGCGAGGCCCCCUCCCCGGGGAGGCGGAGCCGGGUCGAGCCUGGGCGGCGGCGGCGCCGGCGGGGAACCAUGCAUCAGAAGCUGCUGAAGAGCGCGCAUUACAUCGAGCUGGGCAGCUACCAGUACUGGCCGGUCCUGGUGCCCCGCGGCAUCCGCCUCUACACCUACGAGCAGAUCCCCGUGUCCCUCAAGGACAACCCGUACAUCACCGACGGCUACCGGGCCUACCUGCCCUCCAGGCUGUGUAUCAAAAGUUUAUUUAUUUUAUCUAACGAAACAGUAAACAUCUGGAGUCAUUUGCUGGGUUUCUUUCUCUUCUUCACCCUGGGAAUAUAUGACAUGACAUCUGUGUUACCUUCUGCAAGUGCAUCCAGAGAAGAUUUUGUAAUUUGUUCUAUUUGUCUUUUCUGCUUCCAGGUCUGUAUGCUUUGUUCUGUGGGCUAUCAUCUUUUUUCCUGCCAUCGGUCAGAAAAAACCUGUCGAAGAUGGAUGGCAUUAGAUUAUGCCGGAAUUUCUAUUGGAAUACUGGGCUGCUAUGUCUCAGGAGUGUUUUAUGCAUUUUAUUGUAAUAAUUAUUGGCGCCAAGUGUAUUUGAUCACCGUGCUUGCUAUGAUCCUGGCAGUGUUCUUUGCACAGAUCCAUCCCAAUUAUCUUACACAGCAGUGGCAGAGACUCCGCUCUAUCAUUUUUUGCUCUGUUUCGGGAUAUGGCGUGAUCCCUACUCUUCACUGGGUUUGGCUUAAUGGAGGAAUUGGUGCACCUAUUGUUCAGGACUUUGCACCCCGUGUAAUUGUGAUGUAUGUGAUUGCUCUUCUUGCUUUCCUAUUCUACAUUUCCAAAGUCCCAGAAAGGUAUUUUCCAGGACAACUAAACUACCUCGGAUCAAGCCACCAAAUAUGGCAUAUCCUUGCAGUAGUGAUGUUAUAUUGGUGGCACCAGUCAACUGUGUAUGUCAUGCAGUACAGACAUAGCAAGCCUUGUCCUGACUAUAUUUCUCAUUUGUGAAUUCAGAGUCAGGAAUGAAGAAUCAGGGAUUAUCUCUCACAUCUUAUGGCAUCCCACAUGGACAAAGUAUCCAAUGUGAAGAUUGUGAUUGACUGGCAUAGAGCUGUACAACUCUCCAUUUGGCAGGUACCUACCAGAGAUACACUUUACACUCUAGUAAAUGUACAAGAGCAAAGCCUGAAUUUCUGGAUUCCUGCUGGUUGCUUAAAUGAGUAGAUUCACACCAACCCAAACAAUCCUUCAAAACAAAAGUUUUGAAAAAUACAUUUAAAUAUUAACUACAUUACACAUCUGCUUGAACUAAGCUUCCUUAAGAAGGAAGGCCAAGACAAGUAGCUCAGUUUGCACUAUAUUAUUUUCUAAAGGUUAGCUAUAACUGAAUUCCAACAGUUGCUACAUUGCAAAUUGUUCUAAUAGGCUGUAAUAAUUUAUGGUAUUUUGCUGUGUUGUACUAUAUAAUAUCCUUAUUUUUCUGUAUUACUUUAGGCAGAUGUUACUACUUUAAAAUGUUCAUUUGUAGUCAGAUGAAUCAUGUCCAUGACAGAAACUGUCAAAAGCCACCAACUUAUAGCCUCCAGUUUGUGGAAUGUAAAAUACUACAACCCUGACAGCAAGCUUAUUCCAUCAGCCUGGUAGAUAGGUUUCUCUUUAAUGUACAGUCUCUUUUCUGACAACAGUCAUAAGACUACUAUUUAAUUUGACUGAAGAUUUUUUAAGUUAAGAAUGUUAAUAGUCUUUUAAGAAUUCAAAAAAUACCUUAUAAAUGAUGUGAGAGCUAUGUCAAAUUAUUCAAUUAUUGGUCCUGUAUUAAGUGGUGUUCUUGCAAAAAAAAAAAUUAGGUCAAAAUAUGUUUUCUUAAAUCCUGCACCACGAAUCUUAAAACAGGAGUCUAACUUUAAUUUUUUUAUGCCACUAGCUGGUAAAAAAUAGAAGGAAGGAAGGAAAUGAAAGAACUGAAUAGAUUAUAUCCACUACAUUUAAUAAGAUAAUGAAAACUCCACAGUCACUGAUUAUAAAGAAUAGACAAUCCUUUUGGGAUUUAUUGCAUUUAAAGAAAGCAGAUUACUAAAACAGUAGGUAUGAUAAAUACAGUAAGAAAAUAAACUUCAAACAAGCUGAAUCAGGAACAGAAUUCAAUAAUAAUCAAUGUAAAGGCAAUAAAGUAAUAAAAUUAGUGCUUAGAUAUAUAGGGGGGAAAGCAACUGAUUCAGACCAGUUUCCCAGCAAUAGUUGAAGACUGAAGUUACUUUAGCACAUAUAUUUCAUAACAAUUAGGAAUAUAACAAAGAUGUAAAUCUGGUUUAUUUAAAGGGUAAAGUUAUUUGCUUAGUGGUACAUAAAAGGCUUCAGAAAAUUCAAGUUUAACACAAAAUGGAAGUGUAAUCAAAAAAAGUGCACUUAAAGCUGUUUUCCAGCAAUUAAAAAAGUAGCUUCUAUACUGCUAUUAGAUGACUUUUCAAUCACAAAAAAUAGCAGAAACAAUUCUUUCAAAAUCAGCACUAUAAAUUUUAAAAUAAAAAUAACCAAAAAUAACAAUCCUUUACAUUUUCAUCAACUUUCUUUUAGUGGUUUUUAUAAACCCUCUCCAGGAGUGAAUGUUAUUUUAGAUAUGAUUGUGAUUGCAAGUCCAUUAAAAAAAUUCACAUUAACUCCACAGUAGAGAGAUGUGAUGUGCAUGCAUGUGUCUAUUAUAGAGUUGUGUCUUAAUAUAUAAAACACCACUGAGUAUAAAAGUUUUCAAAUAAACUAUCAUUUAUGUUAAUUCUCACAGUAGAUAUAUCAUCUCAUUCUCACAGUAAUUGGACCUAACAUAAUAAGUAGAGUUACUAAAAAAGAAAAAGUUCACUGCACAUUCUACACAUAUUAAAACAAAUGUACCCAAACUCUUCAGAAUACUAGUGAUUUUAACAUACUUGUACCUUCUAACAGUGCUUAUGUGAAGUACCAAAACCUAAAAGAAACCCAGCCAGGCAGCUGAGUGGUCAGAAAACUGCUCUGCAUAAGGAUCAGAAGCAUAGAAGAGUGGGCCCCACCUUAGUAUUUUCCACCAGCAAGAUAAGAACAAGUCUAUAAACAAUAGGAUCAAAAGGUGCAUAUACCUGCAGAUCAGAUGUCAUAACUAUGCCCAAAUACACACAUACUCAGGGUUGGCAAAGGUUACACUUCUGAAUAAAUACUAGUCAGUUACAACUUUUCCUCCUUGACCUAUUAUAUAUACACCAAGCAAUUUUUGUGUCCUAGCAUAUACAUUCUUUGAUGCUAUGAAAGCUGAUCUUUUAAAUACUAACAUUUUACUAAAGUAAUGAAAGUUGAGCAAAUGGUCCACUUUUUUAAAAAAAAGAUAAUUCAAAAUGAAUACUAUUAAAGCUGUUAGAAAACAACUUUGGCCUCAGUUUUACUAGCUUCAUGUUACUUCCUUAGUGAUGUUCAAGUAUAGCAGGUUUAGAGUUAUGACUACAUCCCACCCUUAGAAGCACAGAGCACACCCAAAUAAUGAUAGAAAUUAAUUUUUUCACAUUUCUUCUUAAACCAGAAUUGGACCAUUCCAUAACAGAACCACGGAGUGCUCUGUGUGGGAUAUACUUUCUUCACUUGCCAUGGGAAUUUAAUUCUCAUAAGGAAAUUAAAAGGCAACAGUUGUAGGGAGUGGCCUACAUCUGACUAUGCUAGUGUGGAGGUGAUGAAUAAAAAUAAAAAGUAAAAUCUCUACACCUUGACAAGAUGCCUAUAACUUUUACCACAAGGAAUUUUCCCAAUUUUUGUCCCAUUGGAUCUCCAGUUAACUCCUAAAACUUUGGGCUACCAUCUUGAGAGGAAAUGCUAUGCUAUCAUAAAGAGAAAAAACAAACAUGUUUUAAGCUGAGAAUACUUUGUUUAUCCAAUAUUUUGUCUGAAGUAUUUAAAAUUAUUCAGUGUGUUGAAGAGCAAGUAAAAUAAUGUAUUUCAUAUUUAGAUUCCAAGAAGUUCACAAUUUAGAUUCCAAGAAGUUCACAUUAAUUCAUCUAUCUAAAAGAUGAAAUCAUGAAGCUUAGCAAGGACUAUAAUUCUGAUGUGUACUUCUUAACCAACAGAUUCCCAUUUUUUUCAGUUCUAUUUGAGAGAAUCCUAUUGUAGGUCAUCAGUUUACUAUGUAUAAUCAACUCUUCACUUAAACCUAUUUUAAAAGAUUAAAAGAAAACCUACUUAGGCAUUUGCAUUAGCAGUAUUAAUCAACCUGAGAAUAAAUAAAAAGGUGCAAACUUAUUUCCCUUUGGCAUAAGGACAGUUAUUGGUGUAGUCCACUCUAAAGCGCUGUAAGUAGUGAUACAUAAUGCUUGAUCUGCCUCUGCUACAUUGUGAUUCACACAGUUUAGCUAUCCUGUACUAUCUGACAUAGCAUACAGAAAAACAAAACAAAACAUGAGUAUGUAGUCAGUUACAUAUAGUUUGCAAAAACCCAACGAGGGCACUAUAAUUAAGAGAUACUAUUACUCAUAAAAUAUUCUUUAAUCGGGUGUAGAGAAUUAAAAAUGUAGCAAUCAGGAGAAUGCCAGACUAUAGUUUCCACUCCUGUUUGUAAAUAGCUUUAACAGUUCAAGAAACUUCAAAUAUUAGUCUACAGGGAAAAA
Dipodomys spectabilis (banner-tailed kangaroo rat) is the source of this 4721-nucleotide messenger RNA. RefSeq names its product progestin and adipoQ receptor family member 3 (gene Paqr3). NCBI's taxonomy places the organism in Eukaryota, Metazoa, Chordata, Mammalia, Rodentia, Heteromyidae. The transcript has 7 exons. Bases 178 to 1113 code for a protein of 311 amino acids. Gene Ontology annotation, cellular component: membrane. The record is from RefSeq and is a predicted model, not a curated record. Gene Ontology annotation, molecular function: signaling receptor activity.